AUGCUUCUUGUGAGAUGUGGCGAACUGACUCAAUAUCUAGCCCCCUCUGAUAUCUCGGGUCCUCUUCCUCUUCCCACUGGUACUGAGAUUCCUCCUCCCAAGCAUGAGGAUGGCAACAGCAACGAAAAGCGCGAGGAGAAUCCUCCUCCCGUACCCACCGGCACCAAUGGACCUCCUCCCCCUAAACCUGCCGGCACCGACAUUCCUCCACCUCCCAAGGAGCAGGGUGGUAACGAGAAGCGCGGAGACGCCCCUCCCCCGGCUCCUACUGGAACUGAUGGCCCUCCUCCUCCCAAGCCUUCCGGUACAGAUGUUCCCCCUCCCCCCAAGGAUGAGGGCGGCAACGAGAAACGCGGAGAUACUCCCCCUCCCAAGCCCACCGGCACCGAGGCCCCUCCUCCCCCGGCUCCCACUGGAACUGAUGGCCCACCUCCUCCCAAGAAGAAUAACGGUGGCAAUGAGAAGCGCGAGGAUGCUCCUCCCAAGCCUGCCAACACUGAUGUCCCUUCCCCCAAGCCCACCGGCACAGAGAUCCCGCCCCCUCCCAAAGAGGCUCAGCAGGCUUGA
Messenger RNA from Penicillium soppii, 567 nucleotides. RefSeq lists its product as uncharacterized. Lineage: Eukaryota; Fungi; Ascomycota; Eurotiomycetes; Eurotiales; Aspergillaceae. The transcript has a single exon. Bases 1 to 567 code for a protein of 188 amino acids. The record is from RefSeq and is a predicted model, not a curated record.